UCUGCAGCCACUGGCCUUCGAGGCGCCCUGCCCAUCCUGCCCUGCCCAGAGCCCAGCUGUGAACUCGACGCCCUCCCUGCUGGGCUGCCCGCCCACCGGCCCCCAGGUCGCAUGCCCGCCUACCCCAUGGUGCCCUUGGUUGGCCCAUGGCCCACUCCCAGGAGAACACUCACUCCAGGAGGGUUGGGUUGGGGGCUUCGCGCUCCUUGCCCUGGGGCGCUGGGUCCAGGCAGGGUGCCCCCCGGGAGCUUCAGCUGCUGGGUAAACAUUAAUGGGGCUCGGCCGGCAGGUCAUGUGCGCACCCAGGCUCUCUGACCUGCGGCUGCUGCGCCGUCAGCUCCCCACAGGGGCCCCCGACCACCCACACAGGUAGGAACUCCUAGAACCAGGGGUGGGGGAGGUCCAGGGCCACUGACACAACCCAAAUGACCUCCAGGCCUGGAGCUUGGGUCCUAUCGUGCGUGUCGGGGACACCUGGACAAGAGAGAGCAGCCGGGGGCAGGCAGGAGCGGGGGUGCCCCAGAGGACCCCAGGCCCAGCAGGCAGUCGGGGUGGACGGAUCAGAUGGACAGCUCCGAGCCCGGGAGCUGAGGAGGCAGAAGCUGCCGGGAGAUGAGUCUUGAAGUGGGGUGGGGGCGCCCAAGCCGCUUCCUCUGCUCCUUGCCCUGUGGGGGGGCCCUCAUCCAGUGGCGAUGGCGCCAUGUGGAAUUGGAUGCCAGCGUCGAAGCCGGGACUGUCGUAGCGUCCCCGACAUCACGCGGUGGGACAAGUCCCCAGUGCCCUGCACCCUCGUCCAGCCAGACCCGCAAGGAAGACAGGAGCCAGGGCCCUCGACUCUGUCCUUGAGGCUGCCUGGGGCCUGCCCGCCUGCAGCCGGAGAUCACUGUGGCCACCCUCCUGUGGACGGAGGUGGGGGGACACAGAGGCCUGCAGGGAUCUGCCCCAGACCCAUGCCGGCCUCCCUCACUGGUGGCCAGGCUGCCCACCGCCCUCCGAACAUGGCUGACCUGGCGGACCAGGGUCUAAGAAAUGCAGGGCCCUCCAGUUCUGUCCUGGUCUUGGAAGAGGUGGGCACAGACCCCUGGGCACUGCCUCAGCUGAAGGACACUGGCCAGUCCUGGAAAGAGCUCAGUGUGGCCGGCAGGCUCGGCCGCCUGGCCGGCAGCUUCCUCAAAGCCGGGGGCCUCCUGGGCUGCCUCUACUUCUUCAUCUGCUCCCUGGACAUCCUGAGCUCCGCCUUCCAGCUGCUGGGCAGCAGAGUGGCUGGGGACGCCUUCAAGGACAACGUGGUGCUGUCCAGCCCCGUGGCCGGACUGGUCCUGGGCGUUCUGGUCACGGUGCUUGUGCAGAGUUCCAGCACGUCUUCGUCCAUCGUGGUCAGCAUGGUGGCCUCCAAGCUGCUGUCCGUGCAGGCGUCCGUGCCCAUCAUCAUGGGUGUCAACGUGGGCACCGCCGUCACCAGCACGCUGGUCUCCAUCGCGCAGGUGGGCCACCGGGACGAGUUCCGCAGGGCCUUUGGCGGCUCGGCCGUGCACGGCAUCUUCAACUGGCUCACGGUGCUGGUGCUGCUGCCACUGGAGCGGGCGACGGCCGCCCUGCAGAGGCUCAGCGAGCUGGCCCUGGGCGCCGCCAGCCUGCGGCCCGGCGGGCGGGCGCCCGACAUCCUCAAGGUGCUCACCAAGCCGCUCACACACCUGGUCGUGCAGGUGAGCAGGGGAGGGCACGCCGGGCAGGGCUGGGCCGGGCCGAUCCCUUGGGCAUCUGAGCCCUUGGCGAGCCUGGAGGGAGCGACCAGCACACAACCCCCCCUCCCCCAGCUGGACGCCGACGUGCUCACUGGCGGCACCAACAGCAGCCUCAUUAAGCGAUGGUGCGGCUCCGGCAGGGAGACGGCUCAGGGGAACAGCGAGUUUGAGCAGCGGAAUCAAACAGUGCCGGCGGACAAGCUGCCCUGCCACCACCUGUUCGUGGGAGCGGGGCUCACGGACCUGGCCGCGGGCUGCAUCCUGCUGGCCGGCUCCCUGCUCCUGCUCUGCACCUGCCUGCUCCUCCUGGUGAAGCUGCUGAACUCGGCGCUGCGCGGCCGCGUGGCCGGCGCCGUGAGGACCGCCAUCAACGCCGAUUUCCCCUUCCCCUUCGGCUGGGUCAGCGGCUACUUGGCCAUCCUGGUGGGCGCCGGCCUGACCUUCCUGCUACAGAGCAGCAGCAUCUUCACGGCGGCCAUCGUGCCUCUCAUAGGGGUCGGGGUGAUCAGCCUGGACCGCGCGUACCCCCUCUUCCUGGGCUCCAACAUCGGCACCACGACCACGGCCCUUCUGGCCGCCCUGGCCAGCCCCGCCGACAUGCUGCUGCCUUCCGUGCAGGUGGCCCUCAUCCACUUCUUCUUCAACCUGGCGGGCAUACUGCUGUGGUACACACUGCCCGUCCUGCGGCUGCCCGUGCCGCUGGCCAAGCGCUUCGGAGACCUGACUGCCCGCUACCGCUGGGUGGCCAUCGCCUACCUCCUGCUCACCUUCCUGCUGCUUCCCCUGCUGGCCUUCGGGCUCUCCCUGGCUGGGGCCACGGCGCUGGCCGCCGUAGGGGGGCCCCUGGUGGGGCUGCUGCUCCUUGCCGGCCUGGUCUGCGUCCUGCAGCGGCACCGGCCCGCCUGGCUGCCCGGCCGCCUGCGCUCCUGGGCCUGGCUCCCCCUCUGGCUGCGUUCCCUGGAGCCCUGGGACCACCUGGUGACCCGCUGCUGCCCCUGCAGCCUCCCUCAGAGCACCAGAGAGGCCCACGGCUGCGGGGACCCUGAGGUCCUGGCCUCCCAGCGGUUGUGAGGGGUGGGGCCUCCGGUGCGGGAUGGGGGCCGGGUCUGCACAGUAUCAGAUGUGAGUGGCCUGCCCGGCUCCGCUGCGAAUAAACGAGGCCCUCACUGUG
Molecule: messenger RNA, 2916 nt
Organism: Oryctolagus cuniculus (rabbit)
Lineage: Eukaryota; Metazoa; Chordata; Mammalia; Lagomorpha; Leporidae
Source: RefSeq, a predicted model, not a curated record